Sclerotinia borealis F-4128 is the source of this 3765-nucleotide messenger RNA. The record is from the annotation of a GenBank genome assembly. NCBI's taxonomy places the organism in Eukaryota, Fungi, Ascomycota, Leotiomycetes, Helotiales, Sclerotiniaceae.
AUGUCGUUGAAUGGUAGUCGUUCCGUUCUUAAUCGAUGGAAGAAGAAUCGUACCCAAUCAGGUAUAUCUACCAGUUCCGCGCCACCUGAAACAAAUGGUACGACUAGACCUACUACAUCCGGCGGAUUGGCUUCAUGGACGGAAUACACUCCAAGCUCAGAAGAACCAUUUCAAAAAGCCGUUGAAGAAGCUGUGCUCAAUGCUCUCAAUAGUGAUGCCUUCAGAAACGUCAUUUCAUCUCAGAUCGAUCCCGUGACUGGUGCUCUUUCCCGACAGCAAGAGAAGUUGAAUGCUUUAAAAAUUUCAACAUUAAAUCUUGAGUCAUCUUUCAAUUCCGCAAACAUCAAAUCUACUUUGGAUCCAGCUCUCAAACCAAUCAGCCAAUUGAUCGAUGAUAUUCCAGACACCGAGGACGAAAUCGAAUCCCUUGCGGAAGGUCAAAAGAAGAUUCUAGAGAUUUUAAAAUCACUAGACGAGCGUCUGAAUGGAAUCGAUUCGAAGUUUGAGGAGUUUGAGCAGAAAAUAACAAGCCUUGAUGGGGAGAUUGUGAACGCAGAUUUGAGAUCUGCCAUCCGGUUCGGGGAAUUAUCCAAUGAACUUCAGGACCGAAACAAGAUGCUUGGGGAGAGAUUAUGGUCGGUGGAAGGAGAUUUGGGUAAAAAGAUUGACGGUAGCCACCGGAAAAUGAUCGGAAUGAUUGAGGAUCUAGGGAAAUCCAGUCGAAAUGUCAUCAAUAAAGUUUCUUCGAUGGAAUUUGACUCAUCAUCCUCGAAUUCUAGCAAACUCGAUGAGAUGUUGAAUGAAAACUCCCAGAUGGUCGAUAGGAUGGAAAGCUUAAAGAAGAGUGUGUCAAAGUUGGAAGAAUCCCAGAAGAGUAUUCAAAGCACAGAGAAGGGAUUAGCUCGCAACAUCCAGGAAGUCCGCGAAAUUGUCUCUUCUCUCAACACAUCAUCGCUUGAACAUCAUUCAAAGAGGCUGGAUGAUAUCGAAAGGGGCAUUAUUACUGUUCGAAAGGAACUAGAAGGUCAAGGACAUAUGGCAUCUAUCGACUCCAAAUUACUAUCGACAAACACAUCUCGUCUCAGCAGCAUCAUCGAGCAAGUCACCAAAAUUACUGAAGUCGUCGAAUCCGUCAACGAGCAUGUCUCAGCCAAUGACCAAUCUAUUCACAUCUCGAAUUCCGAAAAAUUGGAUAAUCUUUCCUCAACAACAGCAACCGUGAGAGACACUGUCGAUCGAGUCGAGCAACACGUGAGAACAUUGAAUACAUCUCAAUUCGAUGCUCACAGAGAUAAACUCACUAUGAUCGCAUCAAUGAUGACUAGCUUCGCUGAAUCAAUGGCUGAUAUCCAAGAUGGUGUCUCGAAAACAACUUCAGCUCUUCUUCCAAGUAAUGAAGUGGCCAAAUUUGAUGACUUGGUUAGUCGACUGUCGGACAUGCGAGCAGAAUUAGACGCAAGACUUGAGGCUCAAAGUAACACCCUCGAAGAUAUUCACAAGCAGACAGUGUUACCGUUGGAUGCCAAAAGAUUGGAUGAUAUUGCCACUUUGCUUAACAGCCUUCAAUCCGCAUCUCACAGUGAUUCUCUAGCUACACUCUUGGCAUCUCACACUACUAAACUUGAUACUAUUUCUCACGAUCUAUCGUCUUUCCACUCCAGUACCGAAACGACCCUCAAGACCGUCACAAUCAGCCUUGAUACUAUUGAUCAGCACGUUGAGAAUGUUACAUCUUCUGGACAUGAAAGCGUCCAAGGCUUGUAUUCUCGAUUUGAAAGAUUUGGUACAUCUCUAGACAAUCACGAUGUUGUCCUGAGAGAUAUCAACAAGAGCACUGCCAAUCACGAAAUAUUUGGAGAGAUCAGGCAAGCGCUAGAGACUAUCACAAAUGUCACUGGUUCUAACGCUCGAUCAAUCGAAGCUGUUCAUACCGACGUCUUAGAGAUCAAGGAUACCAGCAUCGGAAAAACCCAGAAUGAAAUCCUCGCCAUCAGACAACUUCUCGUGGACAACACAACCUCUCUUGCUACAGCUUAUGAUGGAAUUCUUUCGGUUGACACAAAAAUCAAGAGCAGCGAAGAAUCCGUCACUACUGCCAUCCAAAACCUUCACUCAGCAAUUGGAACCGAUAUCCAUGACAACAAGUCCGCUCUCAUCACCGAACUUGGGAUGGAAAUGAAAACCCUAAGCUCAAUAUUUACAACUACUACGAGCGAGUUGAGAUCGGAUAUCAAAAAUAUUGACUUCGGUCCGACAAACACAUCUAUCGAUGCAUUAAGCAGAGAUGUUCAAUCCACCUACCAAACCUCGGUGGAAACGGCCGGAAAUCUGGCCGCCCUUCCAGAGGCAUUUACUAAUUUUAAAUCACAUGUAUCAUCCGAGAACGUUUCAAUGAACAUGUCAAUAGAUUCUAUAUCAAAGUUUGUAGCAUCGAUUGAUGAGGCAAUCAAAGAGACUGGGAGAGACGUUCAAGGUAAUACUGAGAUCUUGACAAACAUUAAGUCAAGUGUUGCUAUAAGUACCAAUGACAUUAGAUUCCUUUUAGAUAAACAGGUUCCCCUGAUUCGCCAGGAUAUCCAGGCCAUCGAUUUCAGCGAGCUCGAGUCCGCUGCCAUCAAGAAUCAAGCCUCCGUUGAUUCUAUCGAGAAAGCCGUUCCCCAAAUCUUCAAAAUCGCUAAUGACCAUGCAUUGGCCUUAUCACAACUGGAUUAUAAGAUGAAAUACCUUAUCGCAGGAGAUAUUGCGAAGAUUGGAAAAGCGAUUGAGGCCGUGGACCAAGCCCUGUCAAAGGCCGCUCUGGAGACCAUAGGUGCCGUGGAAGGCAACGCAGCGAGGCUUUCAAACAUCCGUGAGACAGUUUUAGAUACUUAUAAUACCGUGGAUACAUUGACCCGUACUGACAUUCCUGGUAUCAGCUUUUUCCUCUCGAGCCUCCAGACAUUCCAAAGAGAGUCCAAUUCUCAAACCCUGGAAAAAUUGCAGAACUAUGACAAUGCCACUGGAUCCAUCCGUGACGCCAUUGAACAUAACUCUACAAAAAUAAACGACAAUACCUCGCUACUCUCAAACAUCAAGAACGACUUGAUUUCAUCGGCUGAAAUCAACUCUUCAACGAUCCAUGCCUUAUCUUCGAAUAUUCUCAACCUCGAUUCAACAGUGCGGCAAACCACAACCGCCGUACGUGUUAAUGGAGCGGCCCUAGCUCGAAUCGACAAAGAUGUACUCGAAACCGGUGCACAAGUGAAAUCCGUUGUUCUUGAAGGGAAUAAGCGACUUACCAAGGAACUCGACAAAGCAGUCUCGCAACUCGACGAACUGUCUCACGACAACGGCACCCGAAUACGUGGAAUCUCCGAUUAUGUUUUCCCGAAGAUUGAAAGCGAGAUGAGAGGCUUUCAUACUACACUCGAACGACUGACGCACAACAAUAUCGAUGGACUUAGAAGAACACGCGAUGCUCUAGCCGUUAUAGGCACUAAAAUAGCGGGGACAUCUAGAAAGUUUGAUGAUUUAGUUGAUGCUGUUCAUUCGAGUGAUGAUCUGGAUCAUUUAUCUCAUAGCAAAACUUUGGUUGGAGGCAAUUGGCUUGCCUUUCCGCCUUCGUUGAUAAAUAAUAACCAGCAUGGGAAGAUUCCUGGCGAGCACCGUAUACUUGGGACGAGGAGAAGUAGGGGUGGAAGUAAUGCUAGUAGUACUAAGGAUGGUCUUGCUUUGAGUGGUUUGAGGUUGCAAGCUUUUACACAAGGGCAUUCAAGUUUAUCAUGA